Molecule: messenger RNA, 1410 nt
Organism: Salvelinus sp. IW2-2015
Lineage: Eukaryota; Metazoa; Chordata; Actinopteri; Salmoniformes; Salmonidae
Product: transmembrane protein 275-like
Source: RefSeq, a predicted model, not a curated record
GUCAUUCACAAAACUGGCGGGAUUAUGGAAACGCACCGAUGCUUUUCUCUAAAGAGCACCACCUUCUUGAGCAAAGAAUAUUACGAUAAUUAGACAGGUCUUAUGUAGGCUACAUUGUGAACAAUGCUGCUAUUGCAAUGGAUAUAAUCUUGUUGUGUACUAAGAGGUUGAUGUAUCCUAUAAUUGUAUAGGCGUCAUGUAUCCGACUGCACAGUCACGUGGAUACCAUAUGUCAAGACCAAUACCUUCACCUGAAUAAGCCUCUCCCACAGAUGCACUGCACUACGUUGACUGGCCAUUGUUGUGACAUUUCAUAUUGAUUGAAUGGCUCACUAUGAUGUGAUCAAUCUGAAAACCAAUCCUUCGGCGUCUACAAGUAGUUCCAACCUGACCAGCCAUGUGCGAAUGUUAUUCGGAUUGAAAAUGCGUGUUGGCGAUGUAAUUCUUCAGGAAUCUUCAGGUAUUCUGAAUAUCAGCACAGAAGGUGCUUUUCACUGUGAACAAUCAGUCAGCACAGCCAUGGCCUCCCUCGGUGGUCUGUUGCCAAGGGCAAUAGUCCUGGCUGAAGGAUAGAGAGAGAGAGAGAGAGAGAGAAAAGGCAGCCUUGCGGUGCAGAAGAAGAGAUGGUCAUCACUGACAGGAGCUCCAGCACUCCUGGGCCCAAGAAGAAGGAACCGAAGAAGAGGACAUCCCGCCCCCAUGGCCUGCCCUCCCCGGCGCUGUGCUGCGCAUGCGGCUUGUGCGUCAUGCUGGCAGGCAUCAACAUCACCCUGGUGGGGGCGUUCGCCUUCAGCACCAUGGUGCCCUCUGCCAACCCUCCCAUCAUCAUAGGGCCCAUCCUGCUUCUGGUGGCCUUCUCUUUCUUCGGGGCGUGCUGUGUCUGCAGCCGCCUGCCCCCUGCCCAGGGCUCCCGGAGGUCUAAGGUGGGCGGAAGGAACAUGGGGAUGAUGGGGCGUGGAGGUUUAGCCGGGGGAGCGACGUUUGAGAUUGAGACGAGUGAGCACACAUUGCAGGACACGACAGCAGUACAGCUCAGCCCCUCAGCCUCACCUGGGUCAUCCCGGGCAUCCAGCCCUGAGCGGGAUGCUUCUCCUGACCCUGCCCCCCAAGGGACCUUCAAGCUCUUCACCAUGGAGACGAAUGGCCCCACCUCCGCCACGGCCUGCUAUUCCGCCUCCUCGGCAGGGGGAGGGGCUGUGAGGCUCAACCUGCCACGUGAUGAUGUGGCCACCUAGCACACCCCUGAUUAACACAUUGUAGCAUGAGCCUCCUGCCCCAGGGGACUGAUGCAAAACUAUGUAAAUGUUGGCAGUGAUGGUCAUGGAAUUAUGGAUGAUGGUAAUUGGCCAGCCAAGUGAGUACGGUCUCCGUAAUAACCAUUCGAAAAGCAAAAAAAUUCAAUAAAUAAAC